This is a messenger RNA of Dama dama (fallow deer), 1917 nucleotides long. It is a transcript of the gene FGB, whose product is annotated as fibrinogen beta chain. Gene Ontology annotation, molecular function: signaling receptor binding. Bases 1 to 1521 code for a protein of 506 amino acids. NCBI's taxonomy places the organism in Eukaryota, Metazoa, Chordata, Mammalia, Artiodactyla, Cervidae. The transcript is spliced from 10 exons. The record is from RefSeq and is a predicted model, not a curated record. Gene Ontology annotation, biological process: platelet activation; blood coagulation; protein polymerization. Gene Ontology annotation, cellular component: fibrinogen complex.
AUGGCUGCCACUGCCACCCUGGUCUCAGGCUUGCUCAUCAAAGCACUGGUCCAAGUCUUCAGUAUUAAUUUCUCCUUGGCUACUAGUUCUCAAACCGUGGUUCAUGUUCAGGCCCAACAUUCUACUGACUAUGAAGAGGAAGAAGAUGACAGAGCUAAGUUACAUUUGGAUGCCCGUGGUCAUCGGCCCUAUGACAAGAGGAGGGAAGAGGCUCCCAGCCUGAGACCUGUACCCCCUCCCAUCAGCGGAGGUGGCUAUCGGGCUCGUCCCCCCAAAUCAGCUCUGGGCCAGAAGAAAGUGGAGAGAAAGCCCCCUGAUGCUGAUGGCUGCCUGCACGCUGACCCGGACCUGGGUGUGUUGUGUCCUACAGGUUGUCAGUUGCAAGAUACUUUGGUAAAACAGGAAAGACCAAUCCGAAAGAGUGUAGAAGAUUUACGUAAUAAUGUGGAGUCUGUUUCCCAGACCUCUUCGUCCACCUUUCAGUAUAUAACUCUGCUAAAAAACAUGUGGAAAGAAAGGCAGAAUCAAGUAAAAGAUAAUGAAAAUGUAGUAAACGAGUACUCCUCACAUCUGGAAAAGCACCAGUUAUAUAUAGAUGAGACUGUGAACAGUAAUAUCCCAACUAAGCUUCGUGUGCUCCGUGCAAUUCUGGAAAAUUUGAGAAGCAAAAUACAAAAAUUAGAAUCGGAUGUCUCAACUCAGAUGGAAUACUGCCGCACCCCAUGUACUGUCACUUGCAAUAUUCCUGUGGUGUCUGGCAAAGAAUGUGAGGAAAUCAUCAGGAAUGGAGGUGAAACAUCUGAAAUGUAUCUUAUUCAGCCUGAGGAUUCUAGCAAACCAUAUAGAGUGUACUGUGAUAUGAAAACGGAAAAAGGAGGAUGGACAGUAAUUCAGAACCGUCAAGAUGGUAGUGUUGACUUUGGCAGGAAAUGGGACCCAUAUAAACAAGGAUUUGGAAACAUUGCAACCAAUGCAGAAGGGAAAAAAUACUGUGGUGUACCAGGUGAGUAUUGGCUUGGAAAUGACAAAAUUAGCCAGCUUACCAACAUGGGACCCACAAAGCUUUUGAUUGAAAUGGAGGACUGGAAAGGCGAUAAGGUGACGGCACUCUAUGAAGGAUUUACUGUACAGAAUGAGGCCAACAAGUAUCAACUCUCAGUGAGCAAAUACAAAGGAACAGCAGGCAACGCCCUCAUCGAAGGGGCUUCUCAGCUGGUGGGGGAGAACCGCACCAUGACUAUCCACAACAGCAUGUUCUUCAGCACGUACGACAGAGACAACGAUGGCUGGAAAACUACAGAUCCCAGAAAGCAGUGUUCUAAAGAAGACGGUGGUGGAUGGUGGUAUAACAGGUGUCACGCAGCCAAUCCCAACGGCAGAUACUACUGGGGUGGGGCGUACAGCUGGGACAUGGCGAAGCACGGCACAGAUGAUGGAGUGGUGUGGAUGAACUGGCAGGGCUCCUGGUACUCAAUGAAGAAGAUGUCCAUGAAGAUCAGGCCUUACUUCCCGGAGCAGUAGUACCCACCCCCCACCCCACGGAUUAUUAUUCUUCCACACGUAAUGACAGCUUUGUAUAUCAUGUUAUCAGAAAAUUUUUUUCAUACCUUAUAUCUCUCUAAAGCUAUCAAAAUGUAGUUGGUGUGAGUUUUCAGAAAGUUUUUAGGACAAAUAACAUUAAAAACAGCACAUGGUUUUCUUUCGUAUUUGUCAUUUCUAUCGCAUACCAAGAAGUAACUAAAAGGAUGAUUGUAGACACUCAGUGUUCAUAAUUUCCAUUCCAGUGGAUUGUGAAAAGUUUCAAAUUAGGAAGAGAAAUUGAGGUGAAGUAAAAUCAUGUGUUUAAAAUCCACUUUGAACCUCUCUUUAUUUAUGUAAGAUCUAUCACAGAAAACGCAAAAAGAUUUAUUCAUUAAA